Hippocampus comes (tiger tail seahorse) is the source of this 1321-nucleotide messenger RNA. RefSeq names its product voltage-gated potassium channel subunit beta-1-like. Bases 44 to 658 code for a protein of 204 amino acids. Lineage: Eukaryota; Metazoa; Chordata; Actinopteri; Syngnathiformes; Syngnathidae. Gene Ontology annotation, molecular function: potassium channel regulator activity; transmembrane transporter binding. Gene Ontology annotation, biological process: regulation of potassium ion transmembrane transport; transmembrane transport; potassium ion transport. The record is from RefSeq and is a predicted model, not a curated record. Gene Ontology annotation, cellular component: membrane; voltage-gated potassium channel complex; juxtaparanode region of axon. The transcript has 6 exons.
UUCAAAAUAUUCUCCCACUCAUCGCAACUUGGUGAUAAUUUGCAUGUGUCUGACAGAGAUCGUCCGGGCCAUGACUUAUGUGAUCAACCAAGGGAUGGCAAUGUACUGGGGAACGUCUCGGUGGACAGCGAUGGAGAUCAUGGAGGCGUACUCAGUGGCAAGACAGUUUAAUUUGAUCCCGCCAGUGUGUGAGCAGGCGGAGUACCAUCUCUUCCAGAGGGAGAAAGUGGAAGUGCAACUGCCCGAGCUUUAUCACAAGAUAGGGGUUGGAGCGAUGACUUGGUCGCCGCUGGCGUGCGGCAUCAUCACAGGGAAAUAUGAGAAUGGCAUUCCUGAAUCUUCCAGGGCUUCCAUGAAGUCGUAUCAAUGGCUUCGAGAAAAAAUAGUGAGUGAAGAUGGACGAAAGCAGCAAGGCAAGCUGAAAGACCUCAACCACAUUGCGGAGAAGCUGGGCUGCACGCUACCUCAACUCGCUGUGGCGUGGUGUUUAAGGAAUGAAGGUGUGAGUUCAGUCCUGUUGGGAACAUCCAACCCCGAGCAGCUCACAGAGAACCUUGGGGCCAUCCAGGUUCUUCCCAAGAUGACGUCUCAUGUGGUGUCCGAAAUCGACCACAUUCUGGGCAACAGGCCGUACAGUAAGAAGGACUACCGCUCAUAGACCUUGCUGGUAGGACCACCCCCCAAGUGGUCAAGGCUGCGACAGACUUGUCAUACCGCCUACCAUGGACCUGCUGUGGCCUGCUUCAGACUGGAACAGACCCAGCAUUGCAUGACCUGGACUGUCUGAGCUGCCCUGCUCGGUUCCACGAGGCUAACAUCGGGUGCCAACCUGAUAAACCUCUCUUUGACGCUUCUAGUUUAGCUUAGUCAGCGUGGCCCUGUUUAGUAUCCGUCUGGACACAUGGUGCAGCCUGUUAAGUACGGUAUGUCUGGAGUCGGGGUGGGUAAACUUUUGUGCUGAUGGGCCAGAUUUGAUUUUUUUUAGGCCUGCCGUACACCAAGCAACGCUGCCGUUUGUGACAGAUCUGGACAUCUGGGAGCAAAUUACAGUCUGUGACUCACAGCUGUACACCUGGUGAUUGACCUUGCCACUCUAUGUGUUUUUCCUGGGAUACGAGGUUUUUAGGCAGUACCUUUAUCCGGUACUGUCUUAUAUUUCAUUGAACGAUGAAUAACAUGAUGCAUUUAUAAAGGAAGAAACAGAUUGCUUUGGCGGCUGCAGCUAAAUUAUAUGGGUUCGAUUCCGGCACCUUUCCUUUGUGGAAUUUGCAUGUUCUCCCCCAUCCCUGCCUGGGUUUUGUCCGGGUACUCUGGUUUCCUC